UCCGCGCCUGCGCACGGGCCCAGACUGCGUGACAAGGGGCGUCUCCGGGCUCCGCGGAGCCCGGCUCGCAGCAGCGGGAGGGGUCGCCCUUGCUGUCCGAGCUGGCGCGAGGGGUGAGCAGGGGCUGCCCGGGGUCUGGAGCGGGGACAAGCCGGGAAGCGACCACUUCCAUCCCGCACGCUGUCACCCGUGGCGCGCGGUGUGGCCCGCGUCCCCGAGUUGGGCUCAAACAAAGGCUGCGAAGGCUGGGCAGGGCCGGGCCAGCCCUGGAGAAAGGCUUCUCCUUUGCGUUUAGGGAGGAGGAAACGGAUUCGAGAGGUUAGGUGAUUUGGCACAGCCAACAAGUGAAGGAGCUGGGAUUCAAAUCCAGAUUCUUUUUGAUUCCCAAUCUUUGAUUCCCAAUCUCAGACUUAACAAUCUCAGUCUGAGGUUUAAAAUAACCUAGUCUUUUACUAAAACAAAGAACCACUUUUAUUUCUCUCUUUAUACCUUAGGACACAGCGCAGUGUUCCGGACCAUGUGGGCUCUCUGUAUCCACGGUCUCCAUAUUAUCUUUUGUAAAAAAAUUUCAGUGGUGCAAGUUCUAGAUUUCUGACCAUGCGAUAGAACCUUCUGGAUCCUUUUGCUGACUCUGAUGUUUUCUGCCCAGUAUGGCCAGGGGACUGUAGAGGUGGCGAUUUAGAACAAGCACCUGGAGCCUCUAGCUGCUUGCUGAGGAGACAGUUGGAGCGCAAGGAUGGCAGGUGUGCCUUGAGAGCCUAGAGAGUGAAAGGUGCAGACUCUGGAUUUGGGCGCGUGUAUCUGCCGGGUUCCCGGGAGUGGAACCGUGCAACUGGGAAGCCUCCCUUCGGAAUUUCUGUCAGUUUCCUCAUCAAAAGUGGACAAGCCCAGUCAGGACUCUCUGCCUUGUGGGUUGAGCCAGAGAUCCCCGGAAAGGAGCCCCGAAAUCGUCAUGCUCCAGCGGCUCCUGAUUUCCUUGCCCGCCGAGACCAGCUCCUGGGUGAAGUUGCACCAUCCAGAGAAGGCCCCGGAGGGCGCGCCCCUGUGGGAGGACGUGCCUGAGAUGUCGGAAGGAGAAGCUCUGCUAUCUCGGGGUGCUGAUGAGACCCAGGGAGAAAGCUUUGAGGAAGAAGCAACAUCUGGGUCCCUGGCAGAAGAAUCCCAGGAGCAGUUGACCUUCAGGGACGUAUCCGUGGACUUCACCCAGGAGGAGUGGGGGCAGCUGGCCCCUGCUCACCGGCACCUGUACCGGGAGGUGAUGCUGGAGAACUACGGGAACCUGGUCUCCGUGGGAUACCAGCUUUCCAAGCCUGGUGUGAUUUCACAGUUGGAGAAAGGAGAAGAACCGUGGCUGAUGGAGAGAGAGGUUUCGGGAGGUCCAAGUCCAGACUUGAAGGGUGAAACAGAAACCAAAGAGUCAGCCUUAAAAAAUGAACUUUCAUGGAAAGAAUUACACCAUUGCCUGAUGAUGGAAAAGUCCACUAGAGGAAGCACCUUGACGUCCACUUUGGGAAGAGUCUCCCAGUGUCACAAGUUAGAAAACCACCAGGAGAAACAAGGAAUGAGUGAGGGGCAAAUGCUCUUGAUCCACAAGAAAACACCCACUCAGGAAAGAGGCCAAGAAUCUAAUAGAUUUGAGAAAAGUGGCAAUAUGAACUCAAAAGUUAUUCCAGGACCAGUAGGUCCUCCAAGAAAAAGACACCAUAAAUAUGAUGUAUCUGGAAAGAAAAGUAGAUACAAUUUAGAUUUGAUUAAUCAUUCAAGAGGUUGUACAAGAAUGAAGACCUUUGAAUGUAAUAUUUGUGAAAAAAUCUUCAAACAGUUCAUUCAUCUUACAGAACACAUGCGAAUUCAUACUGGAGAGAAACCUUUCAGAUGUAAAGAAUGUGGAAAAGCCUUUAGCCAAAGUUCAUCCCUUAUUCCACAUCAGAGAAUCCAUACUGGCGAGAAACCCUAUGAAUGUAAGGAAUGUGGGAAAACCUUCAGACACCCAUCAUCUCUUACUCAACAUGUUCGAAUUCAUACUGGGGAGAAGCCCUAUGAGUGUGGUAUAUGUGAGAAGGCAUUCAGCCAGAGCAUUGGGCUGAUUCAGCAUUUGAGAACUCAUGUCAGAGAGAAACCUUUUACAUGCAAAGGCUGUGGAAAAGCAUUUUUCCAAAUUAGACACCUUAGGCAACAUGAGAUUAUUCACACGGGUGUGAAACCCUAUGUUUGUAAUGUAUGCAGUAAAACCUUCAGCCACAGCACAUACCUAACUCAACAUCAGAGAACUCAUACUGGGGAAAGACCAUAUAAGUGUAAGGAAUGUGGGAAAGCCUUUAGCCAGAGAAUACAUCUUUCUAUCCAUCAGAGAGUCCAUACCGGAGUGAAACCUUAUGAAUGCAGUCAUUGUGGGAAAGCUUUCAGGCAUGAUUCAUCCUUUGCUAAACAUCAGAGAAUUCAUACUGGAGAAAAACCAUAUGAUUGUAAUGAAUGUGGAAAAGCCUUCAGUUGUAGUUCAUCACUUAUUCGACAUUGCAAAACACAUUUAAGAACUACCUUCAGCAAUGGUGCUUUGGGAUGUAUCUCUAAAAGAACCACCAGUCUUUUAAGAUUUAACUGCAGUGCCAUUGUUAUACCAAAGAAAAUGAGGCCAUAAUUCCUUAGGGUAUAUUGAUUUUUUUAAACAUAGGUAUAUUAACAUUUACAGCCGCCAUUUUAAUUGUUUUUCACUUUCCAUUGCCAAGUAUACAAUAUUAGAUUUUAAAACGUGCUUUCUAUUGAGUGAGAGGGUCUUUGUGAGAGCCCCCAGAGAAACUCAUUUAGAGGCCUAUCAAAGAGGGCCAGGGAGAAGGUGACAACAGAGGCCAAAUUUAGGCAAGGAACUAUGAGAGAGGAAGUAGAGGAAUUGACUCACAGUGUUUCUUGUUUAUAAAUACUACAUCCUUCCAAACAUAACUGGAAAUUGAUCAGGUUCAACUUCUUACUGUUAAAUGGCAGAACAAACAAUUCAACUGCCUGAGCAUUCUGCGAACUGUCAAAAGGCAAGCUGUUGGGGAGUUCCCGUCACAGCUCAGCAGUAACAAACCCAACUAGUAUCCAUGAGGACGCAGGUUUGAUCCCUGGCCUCAAUCAGUGGGUUAAGGAUCUGGCAUGGCCAUAAGCUGUGGUGUAGGUUGCAGACAAAGCUUGGAUCUGGUAUUGCUGUGGCUGUGGUAUUGCUGUGGCUGGCAGCUGCAGCUCUGACCCAACCCCUAGGCUGGGAACUUCCACCUGCAGAAUGUUCAGCCCUAAAAAAAGAAAAAAAAAAAGGAAAGCUGUUGGAGUGGUGUGGUGGGUUAAGGAUCCAGUCUUGUCACUGCAGCGGCUCAGGUCGCUACUGUGGCACAGGUUCCAUCCCUGGCCUGGGAAUUUCCACAUACCACAGAGAGAGGAAAAAAAAAAAAAAAGUUAAAGCUAUUAAGCCAGAAUAUAUCCCAUUAUCUCUAGAUAUUUUCUGUUAGUAUAUUGACUUAAAAAAAAAAACUGGCUUCUAAUUCUUAAGUCCUGUGUGACUUGGAUGGGCAGAAAGAGUGGGGAUACGCACUAUUCCUUAUCUAUAGUCUUAGACGUUUCUGUGGUCUUAGAUUUCCCAAGAAUAUGGGUUUCUCUGGUCGCUUCUUUUAGUGAAAGGCAUGACCACCACCUUUCUCUGCUGACCAUCUGUGACUCAGUGAUCUCAGAAUCUUUUGGCUUAGGAUGCCAUCAAAUUCAUGUCUCCAGCCCAGAUCUCCCUUCUGAAUUCCAGCCUGUUCUGCCAUCAGCCCUUUACACUAGCUGUUCCAUCAGACAUCCUACCCUUCCCGUCUCAUCUUUCCUUGAAUGUUGUCUUUUCACACGAAGCCUAUUCUGACCACACUACUCAAUGUUGCAACCUGUCCCUUACUCGCUAUCUUCAAUAUUCCCAACCUCCCUAAGUCAUUCUAUUCUUUCUUUGUCCACAUGACAUAUCACCUAACAUCCUAGAUACUUUGCAUAUUUAUUAUGCUUAUUAUUUGCUGUUGUUUCCCCUUAUUAGUGUGUGAGCUCCAUGAGAGCAGGGGCCUCUUGUUCCCUGGUGUAUCACAAGUGCCUGGAAUAGUGCCUGGCACACAGCAGGGACUCAAUAAAUGUUUGUGGAAUUGUU
Molecule: messenger RNA, 4144 nt
Organism: Sus scrofa (pig)
Lineage: Eukaryota; Metazoa; Chordata; Mammalia; Artiodactyla; Suidae
Gene: ZFP69B
Product: ZFP69 zinc finger protein B
Biological process (GO): regulation of transcription by RNA polymerase II
Cellular component (GO): nucleus
Molecular function (GO): RNA polymerase II transcription regulatory region sequence-specific DNA binding; DNA-binding transcription factor activity, RNA polymerase II-specific
Source: RefSeq, a predicted model, not a curated record